This is a messenger RNA of Uloborus diversus, 3120 nucleotides long. RefSeq names its product small G protein signaling modulator 1-like. NCBI's taxonomy places the organism in Eukaryota, Metazoa, Arthropoda, Arachnida, Araneae, Uloboridae. The transcript has 24 exons. Gene Ontology annotation, molecular function: GTPase activator activity. Bases 19 to 3120 code for a protein of 1033 amino acids. Gene Ontology annotation, biological process: activation of GTPase activity. The record is from RefSeq and is a predicted model, not a curated record.
AGGGAGAAACUGUUGAGGAUGGUAAAGAAGGAGGUAAAGCAAAUUAUGGAAGAAGCAGUUACUCGUAAAUUUGUUCAUGAAGAUAGCAGUAGCAUCACAUCCUUAUGUGCUGCUGUGGAUGCUUGUCUCUCUCAUGGCUUAAAGCGUAGAGCUUUGGGCCUUUUUAAGACACACUCCACCACUGCCUUGCUCCAAAAACUUUCCAAAAACUAUGAACCAGCUGCUGAAAUUGCUCGCCGGGUCGCAGAGAUAGAAAACAUUGAUCCAAAUAAGCGAUCUGCCUCAAGUAGCGACAGCACUAGUAAGAUUUUACGACCGAAACCGGAGAAACAGCGCCAGAUUUCCAGCCCUUCGUUGAUUCAGUCGCCUGCAAGCCCUCGUUUUCUCUGGAUACGGCUGGCUCUUUUCGAGAAGAAGUUAGCUCGUAUUGUUGAUCACUUGGUACAGAAUAGCAGUAAUUAUUUUGAAAAAGAAGCUUUGGUUGCUGAUCCAGUCUGUGGUCAAAUCCUUGCUUCUCUUCUAGUCGGCCCAUGUGCAUUGGACUAUUCCAAGAUGAAGACUGGUGACCACUUUUGGACUGACCCACCAGCAGAUGAACUAGUUCAGAGGCACAGGCUGUCGACUGGACCUUCGACUCCUCCUCUGCCUAGAAGGCCAGCACUACAGUACAAGCGUGACUCACGUAUCUCUGCUAGCACUGAAGAAGGAUGCAGGGUUAUCCCGAGAGAUUAUGUCGAGUCUUUGCAUCAGAAUUCCAAGUCUACUCUUCUUUACGGCAAAAACAAUGUCCUUGUUCAACCGGGUGAGCUUCAGGAAUUAAUGCCAGGGUAUCUGUCUCUCCAUCAAAAUCCCGAAGGACUCAUCAUUAAGUGGACUCCCAAUCAGCUGAUGAACGGCGCAUGUGAUGACAAUCUUCCCCCUCAGGAUAAGAGCAUAUACUGGGAUUUUGCAAUGACUGUGAACGUAGAAGAUAUUGUAUACUUGCAUUGUCAUCAAAAUGCUGAUAGUGGAGGCACAGUAGUUCUUGUGGGACAGGACGGAGUGCAGCAACCACCUGUUCACUUUCCCCGUGGAGGCCACUUGCUUGCUUUUCUUUCUUGCCUGGAGAAUGGACUUCUGCCCCAUGGACAAAUGGAUCCUCCCCUUUGGUCUCAAAGAGGAAGAGGUAAAGUUUUCCCAAAAUUACGUCGAAGAGGUCGGGGCUCAGUGAAGAGGCAUUCGAAGGAGGAAAGCACUGAAGAGGACUUAGAAGCAGCUGAUUAUGUCUUCCGCAUCAUCACUUCCUUGAAACCAGAUUCCAUAUCCCAGGAAAUGAUGGACCCCCAAACAACUCGAGGUGGUAGUUGGCAAGUGAACUCGCGCGAUUCCAAACGCCUCAAGCACCAUUCUUCCGAUUCAAGUGCUUCAACAUGCAGCUCAAAGUCUUUGCAAGAUGAUAAUGAGGCAUCUGUCCUUGUUCCACCACCGACUGGGCAAUCCAUUCAGAUUCUUUGUGAUAGUAUGAAGAAGCAGAUUAUAUCCCGGGCAUUUUAUGGUUGGCUGGCCCACUGUCGUCACUUACGCACAGUGCGCACUCACUUGUCUGGUUUGGUGAACUCCAUCAUGGUCAGUGAGAAUCAACCCUCUGAUGCUUCCCAAGGGUUGACGCCAAUGGCAUGGGCUGCUUUGUGCAUUGAGGGUAGGCUCCAAGACCCCAUGGAGAUGCAUCGCCUCGUUUAUUUUGGCGGAGUCGACCCAUCCCUUCGCAAAGAAGUUUGGCCUUAUCUUUUGGGUUACUAUCCUCCCGAUAGCAGUGAGAAAGAAAGGCAAGACUUGUGCAUAUCUACUCAAUCUCGCUAUGAGACAACCUUGUCUGAGUGGCUAGCUGUGGAGGCUAUUGUGAGGCAGAGGGAUAAAGAAGUAAUGGCUGCUAAUCUGGCCAAGUUAUCCUCUGAAAGCAACAAUGGCGAAAUACCUCUUGUAGGCCCUCGUGAUGGCAAUUUGAGCAAUGAAGUAUUUGAAGAUUUGAGUAGCAGUAGUGAAGAUUAUUUUGAAAAUCCUGAAGAGGACAUCCCUGAGGAAGAGGAGGAAGAGAAAGAAGAGAGCAAAGAAAUUAGUCAGACGGACCCUUUGACUAAUUCUGAGCCGAUCACAUUAAAUAAUAAUGAAGCAAACUCAGAUGAAAAGCAGGUUGCAAGGGCAAAAAUUCUACGCCAUAUGCAAGCUGUGGAAAUGCAGAGUAUUUUGAUUACCAAUCCGUCAGUUGACAUCACCGUUCAGAGUUCGUCGACAGAACUUCCAGUCGAAGAACAUCCAUCCAAUGGUGCGGAAGUCGAUGGCGAAGAUCCCAUUGCCCCAUCGAGCGCAGUUUCGGGUGAACUUCCAGAGAAUGGGGAGAAUAACCAGGUGCCAACAGAACCACACUCUUCUUGUAUAUCUCCUGCCUCAUCUGGGGGUGGUGUGUACUCAGGUGAACUUCUAGACUUGUUCAGUUUGAACUUGCAUCGCAUUGAUAAAGAUGUGCAACGCUGCGAUCGUAACUUUUGGUACUUUACGACAGAAAACUUGGAGAAGCUACGCAAUGUUAUGUGCACUUAUGUUUGGGAACAUCUUGAGGUUGGUUACGUUCAAGGAAUGUGUGACCUAGUGGCCCCUCUCCUUGUCAUAUUUGAUGACGAAGUGAUGUCUUAUAGCUGUUUCUGUGAAUUAAUGAAAAGAAUGGUAUCUAAUUUCCCUCAUGGUGGUGCCAUGGAUGCACACUUUGCAAACAUGAGGUCACUUAUACAGAUUUUAGAUGGGGAAAUGUUUGAUUUAAUGCACCAGAAUGGAGACUACACGCAUUUUUAUUUCUGUUAUAGGUGGUUUUUAUUAGAUUUUAAACGUGAGCUGCUGUAUGAUGAUGUUUUCAGUGUUUGGGAAACAAUUUGGUCUGCAAAACACAUGGCUUCCAGACAUUUCGUGCUUUUCCUCGCCCUUGCAAUGGUUGAAUACUAUCGGGAUAUCAUCCUGCAAAAUAACAUGGACUUUACUGACAUCAUUAAAUUUUUUAAUGAAAUGGCAGAACGUCAUGAUGCCAAAGCUGUCCUCAGAAUUGCCAGAGAUUUGGUACGACAAAUACAGACUCUCAUUGAGAAUAAAUAG